AUGGGGAAGGUAGUUAGUGACAACCAAUCUGCUUUUAUUAAGGGCCGGUCUAUUGUGGAUAAUAUCUUAGUUUGCCAUGAUAUUGUUAGGGGUAUUGAGCAGAAAGGAACUUCGCCUACGGCAGUUUUGAAGAUUGAUUUACAUAAGGCCUAUGACUCUCUUAGUAGGAAAUUUCUUUUUGAGAUCAUGGAGCGGAUGGGGUUUCCAAGCAUGUUUAUUCGGUGGGUGAAGGCGUGUGUUGACACACCAUGCUUCUCAAUCCUUCUUAAUGGGAGUCCUACAGUUACUUUAGGGGAGGAGGGGAAUUCGGCAGGGGGACCCCUCUCCCCUUAUUUGUUCACUAUAGCCAUGGAAGGUUUCUCGGCUUUGAUGCGGAAGUUAGAGAUGGAGGGGCAGAUUAGUCUACCCGCCUAG
Molecule: messenger RNA, 414 nt
Organism: Telopea speciosissima
Lineage: Eukaryota; Viridiplantae; Streptophyta; Magnoliopsida; Proteales; Proteaceae
Product: secreted RxLR effector protein 78-like
Exons: 1
Coding region: 1-414 (137 amino acids)
Source: RefSeq, a predicted model, not a curated record